Molecule: messenger RNA, 1898 nt
Organism: Rosa chinensis
Lineage: Eukaryota; Viridiplantae; Streptophyta; Magnoliopsida; Rosales; Rosaceae
Product: probable mannitol dehydrogenase
Exons: 4
Coding region: 747-1655 (302 amino acids)
Biological process (GO): lignin biosynthetic process
Molecular function (GO): cinnamyl-alcohol dehydrogenase activity; zinc ion binding
Source: RefSeq, a predicted model, not a curated record
UUUUGUAUGAUCUGAGAUUUUGCUCAGGCGAUGGCCUGUUUAUGAGGCAUCUUGCCUUCGUUUUUCAAUUAUGUUUCUUAAUUUCGUGUUUCCCUUUCGCUUUGGUCCGUUCUCAUCGACUCGGGUAUUUCCCUUUCCCGAUCAAAAUUUCGAUUAACUCACAGAUCCAAUUUCUUGUUUGGGUGUUGCUGUUUCCAGUGACUCUCCUCGGAUUCCUUCAGUCGCCGUUUUAAACGGGGUUUGCCCGUUAUCGCACAUGGGUUGGAUCCCAAUUGUGCAACACAGGAUUGUUCAUCCUUCGGGUGGCUGUCCAGUUGAUCCCUGUGUGGAUCUGUUUACCUUUCGUCCUGCUUUGACUUUUCUGGCUUCUACUUUGGCGAUGGAAGAUGUUCUCCGUUUCGGAGAUGAUCUGACAUUUGUGGCUUCUUGUGGGUCUGGAAUCGGGAUAUUCCGGUGCUCUCGUUUGAGUUCGUUGUUGGCUUUUUUCAAACUUUUCGACUCUGGCCUGAUGGUGUUCUUCAUACUUGGUGCGAAUUUUAUUCGCUUUGGCGCUACCGCUGUGACAGCGUCCUUCUCUUGGCCAGAUUGGGGUUUGGGUGGCCUAGACUCGCCUGGUUUGAGUCUGUGUUUUCAUUUUUUCUUUGUCUGGGUUUGGUUUCUUACCCUCUGUUUAGGUUGCUUCGUUUGUUGUUGUUUUUGUACAUGUUGCACCCAGUUUCUGGGUUUUGUAACUUUCCUCUAGUUUAAUGUCACUUGAUCAUUUUUGUAGGCAUGAAAUUGUUGGCCAAGUGACCAAGGUUGGGCUCAACGUCAAAAAAUUCAAAGUUGGAGAUGUAGCCGGAGUAGGGUGCAUGAUGGGUUCAUGUGGCUCAUGCGAGAACUGCAAACAAGACUUGGAAAAUUACUGCCCCAAAAUGUUAUGGACCUUCAGUGGACAAUAUGAAGAUGGAACAAGAGCCUUUGGUGGAUAUUCCAAUAAGUUUGUUGUGGAAGAGCACUUUGCCGUCCGAAUCCCAAAUGACAUACCACUAGCAGGUGUCGCCCCGCUAUUGUGUGCUGGGAUUACCGUGUAUAGCCCCCUGAAAUAUUUCGGACUAGUCCCCCAGCCCGGUAGCAAGAAACAUUUGGGUGUUGUUGGGCUUGGAGGUGUAGGUCAUAUGGCCGUGAAGUUUGCCAAAGCUUUCGGAGCAAAGGUCACUGUCAUUAGUUCCUCUCCGAGUAAGGAAAAGGAAGCAGUGGAACAACUUGGUGCAGAUUCAUUUUUGAUCAGUCAUGACCAUGAGAAAUUGGAGGCUGCCUUGGGCACCAUGGAUGGUAUCAUCGACACUGUUUCUGCUUCUCACUCUCUCCUCCCAUUGAUUGGCUUGCUAAAAACUAGUGGAAAACUAGUUUUGGUGGGUGCUCCAGUGGAGCCACCUGAGCUUCCCGUCUUCCCUUUAAUUAUGGGGAGGAAAGUUAUUGCUGGUAGUGCAAUUGGGGGGAUGAAAGAGACUCAAGAGAUGAUAGAUUUUGCAGCAAAGCACAACAUCAUAGCAGAUGUCGAAGUUAUUCCAAUGGAUUAUGUGAACACUGCUCUUGAACGACUUGAGAAAGGCGACAAUGUUAAAUAUCGCUUUGUCAUCGAUGUUGCCAACACAAUAAAAUGUGCAAACUAGUUCGAUCAAGUUGUAAAGCUUUAAGCCUUUAGUAUCUGACUAGAUAGAAAGGGCCGCACAAUGCUGCGGGGCUUUUAGUAGCAGUAAUAAUUGGUGUAUUGUUGCAAAAAAAGGGAAUGAGAAAACAAAGAAGAAUAGCCAAAAAGCUUUUAUGUACAUUGAUUGUUAGAUGUACAAACUAUCUGCUAUUUUGGUUGAUUGGUUUUCAGGCAUUACAGAAAACAUAGAGAAUGGUCCUGACAA